AUGGAUAAUGAAUACAUUUCAAACAAGGAUUUGACAAAAAUAUCACCAUCAAAUGACUCUGGCUUAACUACUGAUGUCUCAGUAUGUGAUGUAACUUUUCAACUUAAUAAGGACUCAUCGGAUCGUUGUCAGUCAAACAAUGAAUUGAAUGAGUUAGACAAAUCAAUUCUUCAGAAAACUGAAGUCUCAAAUAAAUUUAUAAAUUAUAUAACAAAUACUAUUGAUAACACAUUAAAUCCAAUGGAUGAUUCAAAUACAGACAGGAGAAAAGUCACAAUUAAUGAACCAUCAGAUAAGCUAAGUCAAGAUAUUCAAUUAAAAGCUGAACAAAUUCUUACUGAUUUACGUUCAUUACCACUGAAUUAUUCUAUAAAAAGAAAAAGAAAGCCUAAUAUGAAAACUUUAAGUUCAACUGCACUUAAUAAAAAUAAACAUGAAGAUGAUGAAGUCGGAGAUCUAGAUGAUAAUGAUGUAACUGCUCUAUUAUCUGAUGGUGGAGAUGAUGAUAGUAAUGAUGAAUAUAAGGAAACAUCACAACUGUUAAAUGAUGAUAAUCAAAUGAAAUCACCGAAUAGAAUUAGUUCCAAGAAGUUUGAAAAUAUACAACAUAAAUCUAAUUUAUUAAAUAUACGUUGUGAUAUGUUACAAAAAUAUAUUCAUUAUUUAGAAGCACGUAAAUGUUCAUUAGAACAUUCUAUUAUAGAAUUAAAUCAAUAUUUUGAAAGAAAUCAACAACAACAACAACGACAACAACAACAAAAUAAAAUAAAGGAAAGUGAAUGUAAAAUAGAUUCACAACAAUUCGAAGAAAUACUUACAAAUCAAAGUAUUGCAUUAAUUAGAGAAAAAGAACAAUCUACACAAUAUCGAUUAAAAUAUGAAUCAGUUGAAGCUGCACGUUUUGAAUUAAGUCAACAACUUCAAUUAACUUCAUCUGAAUAUGAUGCAGAUAAGAGAUUUUAUCAAAAACAAAUUAAACAAUUAGAAGAAGAAAUUCAAGAACGUAUCAAUAAAGCGAAUGAUAUUAAAUAUGUUAAUGAACAAUUACAAAGUGAAAUACUAAAUUUUAAAAGUCAAAUAAAUUCCCUUAAAGAGGAAUUAAAACAAAAAGAAUAUGAAAUGAAUAUGAUUGGUCAGUGUUAUGAUCAGAAAAUCAAGGAAGAAAAUGAACAACAUGAGUUAGAAAUUUUAAAAUUACAAAGAGAAAUAACCGACCUAUCAGACAGAACUUCGAAAGCAUCUACAAAAUCUGAAUAUGAAAUUGAUACAUUAAAUACACAUUUAAGAAUAAGUCAAAAUAAAAUUCAUGAUUUAUUAUGUGAAAAAGAAUAUCUCUGUAAACAACUUCAAGAUAUUACUCACAAAUUAAAUAUUAGUAGUCAAGAAAAAGAAGAACUACAAAAAAAAUGGAUAGAAAGUGAAUUCAUGGAAAUUCAAACAAAUUUAAAAGAUCAUAAAAGUAAACUAAAUGAAAUCCAACUAAAAUAUGAUACAGAUAUUGAAACAUUGAAGAGGAAUCAUGAAGUAGAAAUUGAAAAAUUAAAAAUCGAUUUGAAAGGUAAUGAAUCUUUGAACAAUCAACUUAAGUGUUAUAUCAAUACAUUGGAAAAUUGUAUUUAUAAUUCAACACAACAGAAACAAUUCUGUAAUCAACAAAUACAAACUGAUUAUGCUUAA
This is a messenger RNA of Schistosoma mattheei, 1677 nucleotides long. The record is from the annotation of a GenBank genome assembly. Lineage: Eukaryota; Metazoa; Platyhelminthes; Trematoda; Strigeidida; Schistosomatidae.